Messenger RNA from Babesia sp. Xinjiang, 531 nucleotides. Its product is annotated as 40S ribosomal protein S19-A. The coding region runs from base 1 to 531 and encodes 176 amino acids. Gene Ontology annotation, cellular component: ribosome; cytosolic small ribosomal subunit. The transcript has a single exon. The record is from RefSeq and is a predicted model, not a curated record. Gene Ontology annotation, molecular function: RNA binding; structural constituent of ribosome. Gene Ontology annotation, biological process: translation; ribosomal small subunit assembly. Lineage: Eukaryota; Apicomplexa; Aconoidasida; Piroplasmida; Babesiidae.
AUGAAUUUACAGAUGGAGCUUGCUUUGGACAAGGAUAUGCGCAGGAUGGGCCGCUACGAGGCUGACGUGCCAUACCGUCGUUUCAACACCUCGUUGAAGGACUGCAACCCUGAUGUUUUUAUCGCGGCCUUCGCUCAGCAGAUGGAGCUGAAGAACUACAUUGACCCUCCUAAGUGGAUCGACUAUGCUAAGACGAGUUCGGCUAAGGAGCUUGCGCCUCAGAACCCCAAGUGGUUUUACAUUCGCAGUGCGGCCAUUUUGCGUCAUUUGUACUUCAACCCAGAUGAGGGCAUUGGCCGUCUGAAGCGCGUGUACGCCUCUCGCAAAAGGCGUGGAUGCGCCCCGAACCACACCUGCCCUGCUUCUGGCAAGAUCAUCAGAACUAUCGUGCAGCAGUUGGAGGCUAAUGGGUUUUUGGAGAAAAGCAAGGACAACAAAGGACGCCGCCUGUCGCGCCGUGGUUGCAACAUCGUGAACGAGUUCGCACGCCACUUGACUCGCAGCCUAUUGGAGAAAGGAGCUGCAGAGUAA